Maniola jurtina (meadow brown) is the source of this 705-nucleotide messenger RNA. RefSeq lists its product as uncharacterized. The record is from RefSeq and is a predicted model, not a curated record. Gene Ontology annotation, molecular function: odorant binding. The transcript has 5 exons. Lineage: Eukaryota; Metazoa; Arthropoda; Insecta; Lepidoptera; Nymphalidae. The coding region runs from base 4 to 648 and encodes 214 amino acids.
UGCAUGGUCGUUUAUCUCAAAUUAUUACGUGUUUUCUUUGACUCAAAUGGUCUCAUUCCUAUAAUCAGUUGUCUUGAAUCUUUAAACAUGCGUGGACUUGUGGUUUUUAUUUCUUUGUCAUUAUUAGCGGUAUGCCAGGGGGACCCUGUUGCUUCGCCAGUAAUAUGUGGCCGAAUGCCCACUGCGAUAUACAGGUGCCUCGGCACACCGCAAAUAGUGAAGCCCGGAAUCGCUUCCCAGUGUGAUAAGACUCUUCCUGAGUGUGAAAAAAUCACAUGCAUAUUCAGGAAAUCGGGUUGGAUGGAUGGUGACAAGAUAGACAAGCCCAAGUUAUCGGCGUACUUCGACCAGUUCGCCAAAGACAACCCCGACUGGCAGAAAGCUGUGGACGGCGUGAAGUCGACCUGUCUUCAAGCGGUCUUACCACCCCAGGGCAUCCACCUCAACUGCCCAGCUUUUGAUGUCAUGCAGUGCAGCUUUGCGACCUUUUUAAAGAACGCCGAACCAUCUCUGUGGAAGUCAUCAGAAGGCUGCGAGUACCCUCGCCAGUACGCCGCAGCUUGCCCCGUGUGCCCCACCGACUGCUUCGAGCCUCAAAUACCUCUCGGCUCGUGCAACGCCUGCAACGCUUUGCCGAGGUCACCCUAACGUGUUAAUCUAAACUUAGUACUUACGCGUGAGGUAAUAAAUACCUGAGAGUGCAAA